Molecule: messenger RNA, 8604 nt
Organism: Adineta ricciae
Lineage: Eukaryota; Metazoa; Rotifera; Eurotatoria; Adinetida; Adinetidae
Source: the annotation of a GenBank genome assembly
AUGUCUGCAGCCGUUGGUAACACUAGUCAAACUAACGGUUAUCAUCUCUCCAAUUCAAAUUCGAAUCUUGAGGGCGAUGAUUUCGUCAUUACUGGUGUCAGUGGCCGAUUUCCAGAAGCGAAUUCGAUAGAUGAGUUUGCUUACAAUCUUUUCAAUGGUGUCGAUAUGGUUACAGCCGAUGAUCGUCGUUGGCCUGAAGGACAAUAUGGUCUACCAACACGUAAUGGCAAACUGAAGGAAGUCGAUCGAUUCGACGCAGCCUUUUUCAAUGUUCAUCCAAAACAAGCACAUAAUAUGGAUCCACAAUUACGUCUUUUACUGGAAGUGACAUACGAGAGCAUAUGUGAUGCUGGAAUAAAUCCAGCAAAAUUGAAAGGAACAAAAACCGGUGUUUUUAUUGGUGCAAGUGGCUCCGAUGCUCAAAAUGCAUUCUCAGCUGAUCCACAAACACUAGAAGGUUACAGUAUGACCGGCUGUGCAACAUCAAUGUUUGCUAAUCGACUUAGUUACUUCUUUGAUUUCAAAGGACCAUCCUAUACUGUAGACACUGCCUGUUCAUCAAGUCUUUUAGCACUUGACUGCGCUUUGAAUGCACUGCGUAAUGGUGGAUGUGAUGCCGCAAUUGUCGGCGGAGUUAAUUUAUGUUUUCGUCCGCAAACAUCGUUACAAUUUUUGAAAUUACAAAUGCUUUCCAGUGAUGGAGCAUGUCGAGCAUUCGAUUCAAGUGGUACAGGUUAUGUUCGAUCAGAAACAGUAGCAACUGUAUUUAUACAAAAACGACAUGAUGCGAAACGUUUAUACGCAACAUUGUUACAUUCGAAAACGAACACCGACGGAUGGAAAAAAGAUGGAAUCACAUUUCCAAGUGGUGAAAUGCAAAAAACUUUACUUGAAAAUAUUUACAAUGAAAUUCAUUUGGAUCCAAAUACUGUGGGUUAUGUUGAAGCGCAUGGAACAGGAACUCGUGCAGGUGAUCCUCAAGAAAUCAAUUCAAUUACACAGGUUUUCUGUAGUAAACGUCAACAACCAUUACUUAUUGGUUCAACUAAAUCAAACAUGGGUCAUCCGGAGCCAGCGUCUGGCGUUGCAGCUCUGGCUAAAUUACUUGUUGCUAUUCAAGAUGGUCAUAUUCCAGCUAAUUUGCAUUACAAAUCACCAAAUACUGACAUACCGGGUCUCACUGAUGGUCGUCUCAAAGUUGUCACCGAGAAAACUAAAAUUCCAAAUAAACUUAUGUCAAUAAAUUCAUUCGGUUUUGGCGGCGCCAAUGUUCACGCAGUACUUGCAGCCAAUGAAGAUCGAAAAGAAAAUGAUAAUCCUUCGCGAAACCAACCACGUCUCGCAGUUACCUGUGCACGUACUGCUGCCGGAUGUGAAAAUAUUCUUAAACAACUAAAAGAAUCGGAAAGUAACAUCGAAUUACAAGCAUUGAUCACUGAAAAUGCAUUUCAUCCAUCACACACACAUCCCUACCGUGGUUUUACCUUACUGAACUCUCCAGAAUCAACAGUCACUGUGCAAAAAUGCUCGAGUGAGCGACGACCCGUAUGGUUCGUGUUUUCUGGUAUGGGCACGCAGUGGUCUGGUAUGGGCCGCGACUUAAUGGAAUUAAAAUUUUUUCGUCAAUCUAUUGAACGAAGUGCCAAUGUACUUAAAAAAUAUGACAUUGAUUUGUUUAAACUUAUUUUAUCAUCGAUACCUGAAGAUCUUGAUAAACCAGUGAACAGUUUUGUUAGCAUUGCUGCUAUACAAGUUGCAUUAGUCGACUGUUUGAAAGCAGUUGGUGUUGAACCUGAUGGUAUUGUUGGACAUAGUGUUGGUGAAUUAGGUUGUGCUUACGCUGAUGGCUGUUUCAAUGCCGAAGAAACAGUUCUAGCUGCUUAUUUUCGUGGAAAAUGCAUUCAAGAAGCAAAUCUUCCAGCAGGUGGUAUGGCUGCUGUUGGUUUGACAUGGGCAGAAUGUAAAGAAAUGUGCCCAUCGGAUAUUUCACCUGCUUGUCAUAAUGCAGUGGAUACUGUUACUGUCUCUGGACCGAAACAGAGUGUCGAAAAGUUUGUUGCUGAAUUGAAAGAGAAGAAAAUAUUUGCUAAGGAAGUUGCUUGUAAUCAAGUCGCCUUUCAUUCACAUUACAUGAUGGAAAUUGCUCCAUCACUCCGAAAAUGUUUAGAAAAUGUCGUUCGCAAUCCACCGAAACCACGUUCAGCACGAUGGAUAUCAUCAAGUGUACCAGAAAGUCGUUGGAACACACCGUUAGCUUUGACAUCCUCGCCCGAUUAUCAUGUAAACAACUUAUGUAGUCCAGUUCUAUUUCAAGAAGCAUUACAACAUGUUCCAUCAAACGCUUUGACUAUCGAAUUAGCACCACAUUGUCUUUUAUUGGCUAUUCUUAAAAGAUCAUUAGGUACGGACUGCGUACAUUUCAAUCUGAUGAAACGUGGUACACACGAUCACGUCGCAUAUUUCUACAAUAACUUAGGAAAACUCUACAACGAAGGUUUGAAUCUUAAUAUCAUGGCAAAUUAUUCGCCAGUUCAAUAUCCUGUUCCAGUCAAUGUACCAUUCGUAUCUCCUUUGAUUGCUUCCCAGUGGGAUCAUUCUCAAGAAUGGAAAAUACCAACAUUUGAAAUGUUUACCCAAUCGUUAGGUUCAGCACAACAAGCUAAACAUGAAAUUGAUCUUAAUGAUAGUAGUGAAUAUUCAUUCAUUGUUGGUCAUCAAAUCGACGGUCGUUGUUUAUUUCCUGCAACGGGUUAUCUCGUUCUAGUUUGGAAAACAUUUGCUAAAAUACAUAACUACGAAGAUUACCGGCAAAUGCCGGUUCUUUUCGAACAAGUUCAAAUACAUCGAGCAACGAUUUGUUCAUUAACGAACAAAGUCGUAUUUUACGUAAAUAUCUUGCCGACAAAUGGUACAUUCGAAAUCAUCGAGAAUAAUACGGUUAUUGUCACUGGUCGAAUAUCUUCAAGCGAAAAACUAACGAUGCAACAAUUCUAUAGAAAAGAUCCAUUAAAUUCCCGAGAAAAUCUUUUACAAACAAACGAAAUCUAUCGCGAUUUUAAUCUCCGCGGUUACGAAUACUCCGGUUUCUUCCGUGGAAUUAAACAAAUCAACAUCGAUGGAACUAAUGGUGAAUUAACUUGGAAUAAUGACUGGAUCUCUUAUUUGGAUACAAUGUUACAAGUUCAUCUGAUCCCAUCUCAAGGCUUACAAUUACCAACACGUAUUGAUUCGUUGCGUAUCGAUCCCAAGUUACACAUGGAUUCGAUCUCUUCAUCCACAUCGACAUGUUCAGUUUAUGUGGAUUAUUGGAAUAGUCUCUGUUUUUCUGGUGGAAUCGAACUAGUCGGUUUACAUUGUACAGGAACAUCGAAGAAAGCUAAACAACAGAAUACAAUUCUUGAAUCUUAUUUAUUCACGCCGUUUAAUGACGAAAAUGUCGCUAAUGAACUCGACACAUGUCUAUAUUUAGCAUUAGAGAAUACAUCAACUACAACAUUAACUUUAUGUCAAAUUGGAAACGAUAAAUUAAGUAGUGAAGUUUUCAAUUUCUUUUCUCAACAACCAUCGAUUAAAUCACUUGAAUAUACACUUGUAACAUCAGCAUCAACAAAUGAAAUCAAUCAAAAGAUUCAGACGACGGAUAGUGUUUCAUCUGUGACAACACCCGUUGAUUUUGUGUUUGUUAAUCGAACUGAAACAAAUACAUACGAUUGGGAACGCAUAGUUUCGGCAUGUAAAACGAAUGGUUUUCUCCUUCUUUCAUCGGAUCUCGAUCUACCAACAAAUCAACUAGAAAAGGGCAAUUUUGUUCAAGUUGCCAAAAGAAAAUCUUAUCAAUUGUGGAAAAAAGUAUCCAACGAAGAACUUCGCGAUACAAUCGUUAACUUAGACAGUCAACAUUUUCAAUGGAUUGAACAAAUCAAACCGUUACUGACAAAUCCAUCGGCACAACGUAUUUGGCUGGUAUCGCAACAAAUCGACAACGGUAUUCUCGGAUUUUUCAACUGUUUACGACGUGAACCUGGCGGACAGUCACUUCGUUGUGUACAAAUUCAAACUGGUGAAACUGUUCUUAAUGAGAAUGUUUGGGAAACACUGAAAACAACAGAUUUAGCUGUAAAUAUUUAUCAGAAUGGUGUUUGGGGCUCUUAUACUCAUCGACAACUACGAACAUCGAAUGAGUCCAAUUGGCUUGAUACAGAUAAUGCUCAUGUUAAUGUUCUCAAUCGGGGAGAUUUAUCGUCAUUAACAUGGCUACAAUCACCGGUAAUAACAAAUGAAAAUGUGGAUAAGAACAAUUUUGAUAUGUGUACUGUACAUUAUGCAUCAUUGAACUUUCGAGAUAUUAUGUUAGCUACCGGAAAAUUAAGUCCAGAAGCAAUUCCCGGCUAUUUGAAGAUGCAAGGAUGUUUAUUGGGCUUGGAAUUUGCCGGAUUAGAUUCAGUCGGUCAACGAGUAAUGGGUCUCCUCUCAGCUAAAGGUUUAGCUACAAAGGUAGCCAUUGAUAAACGUUAUUCUUGGCGCGUUCCUGAUCACUGGACACUUGAACAAGCCUCAACAAUUCCUGUUGUUUAUGCAACAGCCUAUUAUGCAUUGGUUGUUCGUGGUCAAAUGAAACGCGGUGAAAAAGUUCUCAUUCACGCCGGUACAGGCGGUGUUGGUACAGCAGCCAUAGCCAUUGCUUACAGUUACGAUUGCGAAGUCUUUACAACAGUUAGUUCGAAUGAAAAACGUGAAUACUUAAAACGACGAUUCCCUCUUUUGAAUGAUGAACAUAUUGCCAAUUCACGUGACACAACGUUCGAACAACAAAUCCGAUUUGCCACCAAAGGCAAAGGUGUUGAUAUUGUAUUGAAUUCUCUCGCUGAAGACAAACUACAAGCAUCGGUUCGUUUACUGGCUCAACAUGGUCGAUUUUUAGAAAUCGGUAAAUUCGAUCUUUCACAAAAUAAUCCAUUGGGCAUGAGUGUCUUCUUGAAAAACACGACAUUUCAUGGUAUUUUAUUGGAUUCAUUAUUCGAAAAUGCCAGUGAAGAUUGGUUACGUGUUCAUCAACUUGUCGAACAAGGUAUUCAACAAGGUGUUGUUCAGCCAUUGCAAUGCAAUGUGUUCAAUGCUAAUGAAAUCGAACAAGCGUUUCGUUUCAUGUCACAAGGAAAACACAUGGGAAAAGUUGUCAUUAAAGUUUAUGAUGAAUCUCGACCGUCGGUUCGUGCUCUACGAAAGACAUGGUUUUCACCGAAUAAGACUUAUAUUAUCACUGGUGGUCUCGGCGGUUUCGGUCUUGAAUUAACAGAAUGGCUUGUCGAACGUGGGGCAAGGAAUUUAGUUCUUUGUUCUCGUAGUGGCAUUCGAACAGGUUAUCAACUGAAGAAGAUUACUUAUUUACAAACAUUCUUUCAAGCUGAAAUCUCAAUCUCGAAGUUGAAUAUUACGAAUGAACAAGAAUGUGAAGAAUUAAUUGCAAAAAAUCCUUUACCGAUCGGUGGAAUUUUUCACUUAGCUGCUGUUUUGCAAGAUGGAUUAUUCGAGAAUCUAACUGUCGAUCUCUUCGAUCAAGUAGUCGACAUCAAGUACACCGGAACGAAAUAUCUCGAUCAAUUCACCCGCAAACAUUCGCGAGAAACAUUGGAUUAUUUCGUUGUUUUUUCAUCAAUCAGUUGCGGUCGUGGUAAUGCUGGACAAACUAAUUACGGUUAUGCCAACUCAACUAUGGAACGUAUUUGUGAACAAAGACAAAAAGACGGUUUUCCAGCAUUGGCUAUUCAAUGGGGUGCGAUCGGUGAUGUAGGCAUGGUGAUUGAAAAUCUGGGUUCAAAUGAUACCGUUGUUGGGGGCACAUUGCCACAACGAAUGGUCUCAUGUUUGGAAACGAUGGAUUAUUUUCUUCAACAGUCAAAAAAGAUUCCGGUUGUUUCUUCUUACAUUCUUGCGGAGAAACUACAAAAAACAUCUGGAUCGUCCGAUGCGUCGGUUAGUUUACUCGAAACCAUUGCACAUAUCUUGGGUAUACCUGAUGCAAGUACAAUGUCAUCGGAGAGCACAUUAGCUGAUCUCGGUUUGGAUUCCUUGGGUAGUGUUGAAGUAAAACAAUUAUUGGAACAAAAAUAUUCGGUGACAUUGGCAAAUUCGAAAGAAAUCCAACAGCUGACAGUGAAACGUUUAAGAGAAAUCGAUUCCGGUUCAUCGCCAGCACAACCUGCAGAAACCAAACAAGUACCGCUCCCAUCAGCAAUCGAUCUCAGUCAACUAUUACCAACUGAACUGAUGGUUUUAUUGCACGAACAAGUUCAAACGAAUAAAUAUCAACAUCUAUUUCUUAUCCAUCCAAUCGAAGGUCAUGUUCAGAUGUUAAAAGAACUCGCCCAACUCUUACCGGUUACAGUGUUCGGUCUUCAAUCCACCACCGAUGCUCCCAAUACAUCAAUCGAAGAUAUUGCAGCAUACUACAUCAAAAAAAUCGUUGAAAAACAACCAACUGGUCCAUAUCUAAUUGGUGGCUAUUCAUUUGGCGCUUGUAUUGCCGUUGAAAUUUCUUUACAACUGCCAACCAUUGCCCAGUUAUUGUUGCUCGAUGGUAGUCAUUCGUAUGUUGCUACUCAUACCAGACAAUAUCGAACGAAAUUCAACGAACCAAAACAUGCUGAAGCUGCUGUGUUAUACGCUUUUCUUCAACAAUAUAUUGCACAUCUCGAUCAGAAAAAGAUAUUGUCUGAAUUAGCAGAUCUUUCAUCGUAUGAUGAACGUUUACAGUAUGCAGCGGAAUUACUCGAUAGUAAAGUGAACAUUGGCAAAGAAAAAAUCAUUCAAAUUGCCAAACAGUUCCAUAAUAAACUACUCUUGGCAGAAAAAUACGUUCCAUCAAAGAAAAUUCCAUGUCCAACAACGCUAUUUCGUGUACAGACCGGUAGUGAAUACAGUGACACAAUUGGAAAUGAUUACGGACUAUCAACGAUCUGCACGAAUCCACCACAAGUAGCCGUUAUUCCUGGCGAAGUAAACAAAUGUCAUCCGAAGAAGAAAAAUCCCCAAUCAGACUCAUCAAUCAUUUCUUCACACUCAAGGACGUGUGUUGUUUUUUUUGUAAAUAAUCAUCAUCUCAUGGCGACAACUGCUCCGGAUAUGGAUCUGUUUGUCGAUAAUCAACCGAUGAACGACGAAGAAUUAACGAAAUUACAUGAAUCCACAUUGCAAAUGUUUCGGUCGAAUAAAAUUGGACCAAAAAAUGCAUUUGAUAUCGUUCUCAUCGAUUACUUACCUGCGAUAUUCGAAGCGACCAGUUUCGAUGAUGAUCAUAUGAAUAAUUUCCAGUCUGUCGGCACUACACUUGAAACAUCAGCAAAAAUCUAUGCUGCACGUAUUGAUUCGCUUUACUCAGAAACUCGAAAAGCUCAGUCAAUUCUUCGUUCAACCAAUGAAAAUCUCAAUCGAAUCAUGGAAGAAGAUGAAGAAGAUCUUGAUGAAACUGCUAACGAAUCAGAUUGUUUUCAACGGCGAAUCUCAAAUAACAAAAAAAUUCGUUUAUUAGUCAAACGAAAAAAAUCCGUUGUUACCGAUCGCAAUAAACUAUUACGCAAGAAUCGCAACGAUGAAUUUCGACCGAUUAUGAUCAAUCAAUUUUUCCUCUCGGCAAUGAACAAUGAUAAUAUCAUGCUGAGUGAACUUUAUGAUAGAAUGAAUAUUUCAUCGAAUCCGAGUCGAACCAGUCAAUUCGAUUCAAAUGAAAUCUUGUCAUUGAAUACAAAUACCAACGAUUUCGUUUGCGAUUCAUUAUAUAUCGAUACCUCUAAUACAUCGAUGUCAAACGAUCACAAUCUUUCUCCGUUAACGGAUGCAAGUACGACAAUGAACUCCAGUCAAUUCUUAACUCCGUCAAGUGUCACAACAUUAUCAGUCACUUCAACAACGACUCCAAUUCGAUCACGUACGAAUAGUUUAUCAAGUAAUUCGAGUAUUCUUACAAACGCGGCCAAUCUUCUAACGGACACACCAAACGAAUACUCGUAUUUGGAUUCGACGAAAGUCAAUGCAUUUAUGAACGAAAUUCAUACACCUACAAAAGUCGAUGAUGUCAUUCCAUCGCCAACAAAAGCGACUCGUAAACGGCGAUUAACAAUUGAAUAUCCAUUUCCAUUUCUUGUUGAACAAGCGAAAAAGCAACGUGUCACACCUAAGAAACUACAAGAAGAGCUUUUCAAACAAACGCUUCUUCCCAGACCACUGUCACCUGAAUAUAAAUUCUCGCCAUUCGAUGAUCCGCUUGAUGAUUCAGUGAUCAGCUCAGUUGAACUUCCUCCAAUUGUCUCAUUCAAUGCUGGUUCUACUGAAGUCAAUGUAACCAAACGGCAACGUGCAAUUGAUUUCCGCCAUUUACAAACCAGCAUGCAUCAUAUGAUUUCAAAGAGUUUUCAAGAUGAUCAUGAUUUAGUUUUUAGUGAAAUUUAUCCGAUUAUCCAUUCAAAUGAUCAACGGUCUUCAUCUGACGUGGGCAUUUCUUUUGCAGCUUUACUUAAUAAUGCUGUACGAUAUCAACUUGUAUUAGAAUCCAAUGAUAUACGAGAUGAUAUUCGUAUCUUACCUCCUAGAAUUCAAAAUCAACACUAA